Messenger RNA from Portunus trituberculatus (swimming crab), 3178 nucleotides. RefSeq names its product integrator complex subunit 4-like (gene IntS4). Gene Ontology annotation, cellular component: integrator complex. The coding region runs from base 98 to 2962 and encodes 954 amino acids. The record is from RefSeq and is a predicted model, not a curated record. Gene Ontology annotation, biological process: snRNA processing. NCBI's taxonomy places the organism in Eukaryota, Metazoa, Arthropoda, Malacostraca, Decapoda, Portunidae. The transcript has 13 exons.
GGAUUCUGUUGUCGGUCUUGUCGGAAUCGUUUAUAGUGUAGUAAAAUUUGCUUUGGAGACGAGUGGAUGGAUGUGAAAUUAUUUGCAAUUGAAGACCAUGGCAGCAUUAUUAAAGAAGAGAGCGCUGGCUGAAUACUGCCAAACUCAAACAAUAGUGGAAGAUGGUCCCAAACCAGCUCCAACCAAGCGGCUUCAUCUGGUUCGCCGCAGUAAGACGGUGGACCACAGUGAAUUCAGCACCUCAUCCUUGGACACUACAGAUCCCCAACAGCUCCUCCCAGCCCUUGUCAGUCUUCACAGUUCUCUACCAUUAACUGGUGACUCCCAAAUUGAGGUGGUGCAGGAAUUGAUGAAGCUGCUUCUCAAUGAUACUCUUCCACCUUUCAUUACCACCAAGGUGCUUGCCCUCCUUGCUAAUAUCAUCACAAGCCAUGCACAAGCUCAGCCUGUAUUUGAAGAAGUGAUGAGGGUAGCUCAAAGAACCAAGUCAAAAAAGGUGCUUGCCCAAGUGAUUCAUUCUGCAUGUGCAUUAUCUCAGUGCAUUCCUCCUGAUCCUAAACUUCAAGAUCAAGUGAUCCAGUUGGCACUCUCCCACAUUACCACCACAAAGUUCAUAAUAUUGGUACGCUCUCUUGAAGCAGUGGGAACCUUGUGUCCAGGAGAGACAGGGCGUGUCCAGUCAUCAAUCAUGAAUACUCUCAUUGAGCACACAUCCCACCAGGACAAUAGAGUCAGAACAGCUGCCUUUAAUGCUCUUAUGGUGGUCCAAGAGAAGGGAGUAAAGCUGCCAGCAGAAGUGUAUGAUAGUGCUUGCAAAGCUCUUAGUGAUGAUUACCAGUGUGUGCGAGCUGCUGCACUUUUCUUAAUCAAGGUGGCGGCUGAGAGUGACCCUGAGCGUUUAGUACCCAUUCCUGACAGUGACCUUCACAUGCGGUUGGUGGAUCAUGCCUUUUCUCAAAUAUGUAAUGUUGUUAAUGACAUCAAUGUAAGAGUGAGAACUCAAGCAGCCUCUCUCCUUGGCUCCAUGUCUGGAAUAUCAGAGAAGUUCCUGCAGCAAACACUGGACAAGAAACUAAUGUCCAAUAUGAGGAGGAAGCCAUCAGCUCAUGAGCGGGCAUUGGCAAUGCUGUCAUCGGGUGAGUGGUCAUCAGGAAAGCGUUGGGCAGAUGAUGCACCAAAAGAACAUGUUGAAGCUGAUUCUGUCUCCAUUAUCAACACUGGUUCUUGUGGUGCUAAUGUUCACGGUCUAGAAGAUGAGUUUUUGGAGGUUCGUAAUGCAGCCCUUGAUGCAAUAUGCUCCUUGGCCCUGAAUAAUGCACAGUUUGCCAAUCAGUCACUGGACUUUCUGGUUGAUAUGUUUAAUGAUGAGAUUGAAGAAGUUCGUCUCAAAGCUAUCCAGGUACUCCAGCAGAUAGCUGGUCACAUUAUCUUGCGAGCUGACCAGCUAGAGGAGAUCCUACACGCCCUCAAGGAUGCAUCAUUGGAUAUACGUGAAUCUCUGCACACCUUUCUUGGCACUACUGUGCUUUCCACUAUCUCCUCUGUCAAGAUUUGUGUUUCCAGCCUCCUAGAUAAUCUCCGCAGAUACCCUCAGGAUCGUCGUAGUAUCCAUCGAUGCCUACGACAUGUUGGACAAAAUCACCCUAUCCAUGUGCAAGCCCUUGUCUCUCAGUUGUUGGCUGUGCAUCCCUAUUUUGAUGGUGUUGAGCCCAGUGUUCAAGAUGGAGAAUAUAUUUGCAAGCUGAUCUUGGUUCUGAAUGCAGCAGUUCAAUGCCCUACCAUCCUGCCUCUUUUGGAACAGCACACCAUUCGUCACUAUGCAUACCUGCGAGACACCAUACCUCAGCUGGUGCCAGUACUCAAGCUUGGUGAAGAUCGGCAGCCAUCAAGAGAAGUAGUGUCAACAAAUACAUUACGUUUUCUGAGGGAGUCAAUGCAAAGAGUCAGCUCUAUGGACCAAUCAUCAACCAAGAUGCGUAUGACCAUCUAUCAGACAGUUCAUUCUGAUUUGGUUAAGCUUGCUGAUAUUGAUCCAGCUCUCUCUCCUGCUGCACAUUUUGCUGCAUUGUAUACACAGUGUAUGCUUUUGUUCACAAAAAUAUUGUCUACAAGGAACUGGCUGACUCCAUCAUCAUUAUCACUGCAACAAAGUGGAGCCCUCAAGAGUAAUGUAGAUCAGCUGCUAAAACAUACAUUUCGACUACGUCAUGCCUUUACAAAUUUGAGUCCUGCAGAGGAAGCAAGCAUCAGAAAUCUCAGAGUUCGUACACUUGCACUGCAGUUAGUAUAUGUAGUUCAUGGGUCAACAGGCUCAGCUCUUGGUCUGUGUGAUAACUUCUUAGAGCACACAGAAGCUCUUCAUAGAUAUCUCACAGAUGAAAAGUUAAGUGCAGACUCCUUCUUGGAGGCAGUGUUUGCAGAACUCAGUCAGCUGGAAGAGCCACGUCCAGGAGCUGUUGCCCGCAUCCUGCAGCCACUUCUCCUAACUUAUCCUGUACCUGCACUGGGUCCUAUCACCAAUCCUGCCCAGGUUCACAUGUGCUCAGCAGAGAUUAUUGAACCACAACCAGACAGUGAAACUAUCCAUAAGCUUAGUGCUGGAUUAGUCGUGGGUGUACAUCUUGAUUCAGAAAUAUCUCACAUUCCUGAUCCAUCAACAUUGCGGAUACGAGUGGCUUACCCUGACCAUUCCACCCAUCUCAUUGUCCCUCCCAGAAACCAUCUUCGUCUAGUGUCUCCUGGAACUUAUCGUCUGCUUACAACGGUUUUAAUUUCUGCACAAGUGUCGUGGUCUGAAGCUUGUCAUGUGGGGUUGUCUUUAGUAUUGGAUCUAAGUGACCAAGAAGUUCUUUCUGCUCGAAGACAUUCAGUUGCCAAAGCUGAUGAUUCUGCUACAAUAAUCCAGCUUGUCAAGCCAGUUAAAGUUUUGGUUUGGCCAAAAUCUAUCAGAAAAGGUAUCUAAAACCAUUACUUUGAAAUAUGUUUGCAUAGGUUUUUUUUUCUUUUCAACAGGAACUAUUAUAGCAAUUUUUUGUGUGAGACUUAUUGCAUAUCAUCAUUGUUUAGUUCAGACAAUUUUUGUCAGUUCCUGUCUUCAUUGAUUCUACUUUAUCUUUUAUACAAUAUAAAUUUAACAUUGAAAAAAAACAUGUAUAUAUAAUAUACAGUGGUACUUUGA